AUGAACUGCACAUCUUAUUUUGCUGUUAACCGUGCCAUAACAUUAGGCGGGAAAAUUUGUCAUUCUGUAUUGUUUAUUUAUAAUUUUUGUUUGCUAAACAUGGAGGUUGAUGAAAAUGCACUGCAGCUCUAUGUGCGCACGCCGGACGAUGUGAAAGUCAUCGUGAAACAUGCCAAAUUGGAUGAGCGACAAUUGACGCAGGUCACACAGGCUCUGUACUAUCCCAGCGCCACUAUAGUGAGUGACAAUCUGCGCCUUCUGGAGCUGGAUGAGCACAUGCUGCAACAGAUACGCACGGGACAGACAUUACACUUUAAAGGUGGCUUGCAUGAGAAAGUGGUGCUCUGCACUGAUGAACGUACAUAUGAUGUAAAAGGCGCCGAGAUAUCCAACAGCCUGCUGGUUGUGCCGGAGUUGAAGUUUGGUGCUGCAACAAGCACCUCACCGCUGAAGAGUCCUCGGAGCGGCAAUGCAAAUGCUUCGCUGGAGCGUAGCUUAAACGACAGCACCGAGGAUGAUUUAGAAGUACCGCGCACCUUGGAGCAGCGACAAGUUCUUAAAAUAUUCCAUGAGUAUUUCGAGUGCCGUGAGAUACGUCCACGUUAUCGCAAGUUGGGCGAGUUGCUCCAGCUGACACGCUACUCCGGACCAGAAAAUGAAUAUUGCAUAGACCGCAAAUUGCUAUUUAGCUUUCAACAGCUGCUGGACACUGUGCAAUGUAGUCGCGCACAAUUUGAGCAAGGACUGCGUCAGUUUCGCGCUAUUGAACUGGAUGGCCACAUACGCAUUCUAGACUGUGAAUACGAGUAUCGCAUUAUAAAUCUGAUGCUAGGACUGCUAAGCGAAAACUCCUGGGCAUUGGACGAGGUAGAGCGCGAGGUAACAAUCUACGCGUUACAAGGCAUAGCACCUGAUGCCAUAGUAACAGGUCUAUUUGAUAUUUAUGUCAAAGCCAGUGAUCGCUGUGUGGGUAAAUUCAAAUAUGAUGAGUCGCUGGUGGCUAGAAUUGUGGCUCAAAAUAUUCUACAGCAUGGAUUGCGCUUUCGCAACGAGGAAUUUAUGAGCACGUGGCAAGAUGCACUGCCCGAGGGCAUGUUUUGCAAGCUGGAGUAUCUGCGUGGCUUGGGCAUUUGUGAUAAGGAGGGUGCCCAACCCUGCAUACGCUCGCUGGCCGAAGAUCAAUUGCCAUUUAAUAUUAACGAUCGCAUGCGUAGCUUGUUUAAAACCAAAAGGAAAUGGACGUUAGAUGAAAUGGAGCCAUACAUUGAUUGCUUUACCACACCCACUCUAUCCGUAUCCACAUUGCUGGCCAAGCACGCGCGCUCGCUUACGGAGAACGGCAUACGCUACUUUGUUUCAAAGCAUUAAUAAUGUUAACAGCAUUUAUUUG
Messenger RNA from Drosophila busckii, 1390 nucleotides. RefSeq names its product sister chromatid cohesion protein DCC1. The record is from RefSeq and is a predicted model, not a curated record. The transcript has 4 exons. The coding region runs from base 1 to 1368 and encodes 455 amino acids. Lineage: Eukaryota; Metazoa; Arthropoda; Insecta; Diptera; Drosophilidae. Gene Ontology annotation, cellular component: chromatin; nucleus; chromosome, centromeric region. Gene Ontology annotation, biological process: maintenance of mitotic sister chromatid cohesion; mitotic sister chromatid cohesion.